AGCCGAGAAGCCUCUAUUACUAGUUGGCACCUAGCCUUCUCCGCUUCUCGGGUCGAGGGUUUCUUCCUUGCGCCGCGGCUACCUCUCGACGCCGAUCCUGCCGAUUUCCCGGUCGAUUCGAGCUUGUGAUUUUUAAGGGUGAGCGAGAUGGGCGGCGGGGAACCCGGGCCGGGGGAAGGGGAAGAGACUGGCAGCGGUGCCGGGGCGAGCACGGCUGCGGCGGUGCCGUUGAGGGAUAUAAGGCGGUACAAGUGCGACUUUUGCGACGUUGUUAGGUCCAAGAAGAGUUUGAUCCGCGUCCAUGUCCUCGAGCACCAUGAGGAUGAAGUGGAUGGUUUGGAGGAUUACCAUGAAGGUGGCGGAUGCGGUGUGGCGCACAAAGAUGUUAGUCAUGGUUGCAAAGAGUGUGGCAUGAGGUUUAAGAAGCCGGCCCAUCUGAAGCAACAUAUGCAGAGUCAUUCACUUGAGAGGCCCUUUGCCUGCCAUGUAGAUGGUUGCCCUUUCAGAUAUAGCAGGAAGGACCAUUUGAACAGACAUUUACUUACUCAUCAAGGAGAACUAUUUGCGUGCCCUAUUGAAGGAUGCAACCGUAAGUUCAGUAUCAAAGGUAAUAUGCAGAGACAUGUUCAGGAAAUUCAUAAAGAUGGUUCUCCUUGUGAAAGCAAGAAAGAAUUCACUUGUCCGGAGGUUAACUGUGGGAAGACAUUCAAAUAUGCUUCCAAGUUAAAGAAGCACGAGGAAUCACAUGUCAAGCUGGUCUACUCAGAAGUUAUCUGCUGCGAACCAGGCUGCAUGAAAACUUUUACAAACGUGGAAUACCUCAAGGCACAUAAUCAAUCAUGUCAUCAUCAUGUUCAGUGUGAUGUCUGUGGCACUAAACAGCUAAAGAAGAAUUUCAAGCGCCAUCAUCGAAUGCAUGAAGGUUCCUGUGUUACUGAAAGGGUUAAAUGCCACUUUGAGGAUUGCAAAUGUUCAUUUUCAAAGAAAUCCAAUCUGGACAAGCAUGUUAAGGCCAUCCAUGAGCAGUGCCGACCUUUUGUGUGCCAAUUCUCUGGGUGUGGCAAGAAGUUUUCGUACAAGCAUGUAAGGGACAAUCAUGAGAAAUCUAGUGCUCAUGUGUACAUUGAGGGUGAUUUUGUUGUGGCUGAUGAGCAACGACGACGUCCAGCAGGAGGGCGGAAGAGGAAACCCGUAUCUGUUGAGAGUUUGAUGAGAAAAAGGGUGGCAGUCGCUCCUGAUGAUGCGCCUGCUCAAGAUGAUGCAACUGGGUAUUUGAGAUGGCUUCUCUCUGGUUGAUACGUCCUGAACCGGGAGGGAGAGGAGAGAUGCAAGAUAUCUUUGGACCCUCAAGCACAUUUUUAUAGUUCCCGCGAUUACUUUUUGCAUGUACAGGAGACGGAAAGCAAAAUAUUACAUGUAUGUAUGGUGGGGAUCACUAUCUUCAAUAUAGAGGCAGCCAAUAUGCCGUGGUCGUUAGAUGUUGGCAUGCAAAAGUGGAUGCUCGUGAUCAUUAAUCUAGUGUCUUGACAUGCAACAGUGGAUGCUUCACGGCUACAGGAAAUUUGAUUAUAUGUGAUUAAGUUGAUCAACCUUUGAUAA
Messenger RNA from Phragmites australis (common reed), 1599 nucleotides. RefSeq names its product transcription factor IIIA-like. Gene Ontology annotation, cellular component: nucleus. The record is from RefSeq and is a predicted model, not a curated record. The transcript has 7 exons. Lineage: Eukaryota; Viridiplantae; Streptophyta; Magnoliopsida; Poales; Poaceae. Bases 148 to 1296 code for a protein of 382 amino acids. Gene Ontology annotation, biological process: regulation of transcription by RNA polymerase II.